UAGCCUGGUUCGAAAGGCGUCCUUGCCGCAAACAUCGCCUCUUCCUGAAAACAACGUCGCAGCCUCACUGUUUCCUCCACCCUUUGUCUCAAGUGUCGAUAUUCUCAUCUUUCAUCUCCUCGCACGAUCUGAAGCUUACCGGACACCUCACUGGAUCUGUCAUCGGACUCAGGUACUUUGCGCCAAUUCUAACCACUUUCUCAUCAUCUCCACCUCGUCUCAACCCCUCUCAAGGCUUUCGCGCCUACCUUGAAUCAACAAUAACCUCUCCCACCCAUCUCUAACCAUGUCUGCUGAGGAAGAUCUCAUCGAUUACUCCGACGAGGAACUCCAAGCGACAGAAGCUCCAGCUGCUGGCGCUACGAAUGGCGCCGCAAAGAAAGGCGACUUGACGGUUAGCGGUGGAAAAACUGGGGAAAAGGGCAAGGGCAGCUAUGUCGGCAUUCAUUCCACAGGUUUCAGAGACUUCCUGCUCAAAGGCGAGCUCCUUCGAGCCAUCACCGACUGCGGUUUCGAACAUCCAUCGGAGGUCCAACAAAAGUGUAUUCCACAGGCCCUUCUUAGCGUCGACAUUCUCUGCCAGGCCAAGUCUGGUCUCGGUAAGACUGCUGUCUUUGUCCUGACGACCUUGCAUCAGCUUGAGCCUGUUCCUGGAGAAGCCUCUGUCCUGGUCAUGUGCCACACCCGCGAACUGGCCUAUCAGAUCAAGAAUGAGUACGCACGUUUCAGCAAAUACCUACCAGAUGUAAAGACAGCUGUAUUCUACGGCGGUACACCAAUCCAAAAGGAUAUUGAACUUCUCAAGAGCAAGGACACAUUCCCAAACAUCAUCGUGGGCACUCCUGGACGACUCAAUGCUCUUGUCCGUGACAAAGUCUUGUCCCUGCGAAAUGUCAAAGCAUUUGUUCUCGACGAAUGCGACAAGAUGCUUGACCAAAUCGAUAUGCGCCGCGACGUUCAAGAAAUCUUCCGCGCGACCCCAACCGAGAAGCAAGUGAUGAUGUUCAGCGCCACUCUGCCCAAGGAAAUCAGACCCAUCUGCAGAAAGUUCAUGAGGAACCCUCUGGAGGUCUUCGUUGACGACGAGACCAAGCUGACUCUCCAUGGUCUUCAACAAUAUUCUAUUCGACUCAGCGAAGGUGAAAAGAACCGGAAGCUCAACGACUUGCUUGACAGCCUCGAGUUCAAUCAAGUCAUCAUCUUUGUCAAGAGCACUGUUCGGGCUACUGAACUCGACAAAUUGCUUCGCGAGUGCAAUUUCCCAAGUAUUGCUGUGCACUCAGGUGUCAGUCAAGAGGAGCGUAUCAAGCGAUACAAGGAAUUCAAGGAGUUCAACAAGCGGAUCUGCGUCGCCACGGACGUUUUUGGUCGUGGUAUCGACAUUGAACGUAUCAAUCUGGCCAUCAACUACGAUCUUCCCGGUGAUGCUGACUCGUACCUCCAUCGUGUCGGUCGUGCCGGUCGUUUCGGAACCAAGGGUCUCAGCAUCUCAUUUGUCAGCAGCGAAACUGAUGAGGAAGUGAUCAAGCAGAUUGAGGGCAAAUUCCAGGCACAAAUCCCUCCAUAUCCAGAGGGAGGUGUUGAUUCGAGCACCUACAUGGCUUCUUAGAGUUGUGGGUGCUGUUCGACACUUAUUCCUCUCAAGUGUGACAACGGUCGUGAUAUUGGAAUGUGACGAGGCGACAAAAGGAACUUGGCAUUGGGGGCUUUUCAGAUUGAUCACUCGACGAAUGCUUGCAUAACUAUGUAGCUAGCUCUAUGCUCCAAUAGUUUCUGACCAAGAAUGACAAAUCUUGAUACUGUCAA
This is a messenger RNA of Exophiala viscosa, 1806 nucleotides long. RefSeq names its product ATP-dependent RNA helicase sub2. The coding region runs from base 287 to 1609 and encodes 440 amino acids. The transcript has 4 exons. Gene Ontology annotation, biological process: mRNA export from nucleus; mRNA splicing, via spliceosome. Gene Ontology annotation, molecular function: RNA helicase activity; ATP binding; RNA binding. Lineage: Eukaryota; Fungi; Ascomycota; Eurotiomycetes; Chaetothyriales; Herpotrichiellaceae. The record is from RefSeq and is a predicted model, not a curated record.